CCGGGCUCGAACGAGCUUUGGAGUUAAAACAUCGGGGCCGCAAGGCUUCGAUCAAUGACGUCCUCAUCCGCAGAAGUCCGGAGCUAAAGGGCUCCUGCGAAUCAGCUUACGCGGUGCUCGAAAAGCAGUACUGUUUUCAGCAUUCUUGUCCCAUUGAUUCGAUUCGGAGCCCUAUUUCCUCGAUAUAUUCUUGAGGCUAGACGAAUGAAAGACGCUGCUCGGCGAAGCACGGCAGUCACUCAAGGUCACGUCAGGUCUUACCUUGGGAUCCAUAUUCAGCGCUGGCGCCCUUGCUUAGCAGCAACGCGCAAACUCGCAUACCUGUUGACCUGACUUCCUGUCCUCGCCGAAUAUCCUCACGAUAAAAAUUGCAUUGCCGCUCAGCACGCGCACGUUUCGAAGUUGAAAAUGAAGCUUUCGCGAGAGCAGACGCAGACCAGAUUCUUGGCUAUUAUUCUGCCCGCGCUCACGUUAUCGACACAUCUGCUACUAUCACUCUCCUUCGCAUUACCAGGCAACGACAAGACAUGGGCUUUCUGGUCACUCACAUAUAAUGGGUUGGCGGCUUGGGCCAGCGUUCUUGGGCUGAUAGGGGCAUUGAGGCUAUGGCCAAAGCUCGUGUCAGCUUACACCCUCGUCCACGCCACGACAUUAUCCUUCGUCACUCUCGCGCUCCUAAACACUCUCCUACCAUUCGACCUCCGUUACAUGAAUCCAGUGAUUCCGAGUUGGCGGAUAGAUGAGACAGCGAUAUGCCGCGACAUUGAUGCCGGCUUCGGUUGGGACGAGGACUGGCUCAUGCAAUGCUCGAAGAACUUCGACAUGGUGCAAAUGGGUGCUGCGUGUGGCAAUUCUGUGCUUGUGAUCGCGCAGUGGUGGGCGUUGUUCACCGUAAAGGGCUGGAGCACCGAGUUGCAGAACCGAGGGCCGAGUAGGAGCGACAUCGAGAAAGCAAGCUUUCUGGCCGAGAAUGACAGCUAUGUACUUGGGGAGAAGCGUGGAUACUGAGAGAAAAGACAGUAUGUAGCGUAAUGACCAAAUGACUAACGAUUAUCGUUUCCCACGCAUAGCGG
Didymella exigua CBS 183.55 is the source of this 1073-nucleotide messenger RNA. RefSeq lists its product as uncharacterized. The transcript has 3 exons. Bases 409 to 1008 code for a protein of 199 amino acids. NCBI's taxonomy places the organism in Eukaryota, Fungi, Ascomycota, Dothideomycetes, Pleosporales, Didymellaceae. The record is from RefSeq and is a predicted model, not a curated record.